Molecule: messenger RNA, 1809 nt
Organism: Salvelinus sp. IW2-2015
Lineage: Eukaryota; Metazoa; Chordata; Actinopteri; Salmoniformes; Salmonidae
Product: galectin-3
Biological process (GO): negative regulation of endocytosis; positive regulation of calcium ion import; eosinophil chemotaxis
Cellular component (GO): cytoplasm; immunological synapse; nucleus
Molecular function (GO): laminin binding; IgE binding; carbohydrate binding
Source: RefSeq, a predicted model, not a curated record
AUAAAGGUGUGGCCUUGUGGGGGAACCAGUUUAUAUAUACACUGACACACAGCCUUCCCUGUCUACUGUAUCUCUGCCAACUGAACGGAGCUACUAACAGAUACAAUGGAUCUUUCAGAUGCUCUGGGUGGUGAACCGGGCUGGCCAGGCCAGAACAACCAGCAGGGUAGUGGGGGCGUGUGGCCUGGUGGGCAACCCAACCAGCCAACAUGGCCAGGACAGCCUGGUGGUCAACCAGGCCAGCCCGCCCCCAUGUGGCCUGGACAACAACCAAACCCUUCCCAACCCUCAUGGCCCGGACAACAAGGAGGGGGGCAGCCCGGCUGGCCCGGACAACCAGGUGGGGGGCAGCCUGGCCAGCCAACCUGGCCCGGACAACCAGGUGGGGGGCAGCCUGGCCAGCAAACCUGGCCCGGACAACCAGGUGGGGGACAGCCCAGUCAGCCGACAUGGCCAGGGCAGCCAGGACAGAUUAGCCAACCUACUGCACCCGGAUGGCCAAGCCCCGGUCCAGGCCCUGCCCAACCAACUGCUCCACAAAAUAGUUCACUGAAAGUGCCAUAUGACCUGAAUCUGCCAAAUGGAUGCUACGACAAGAUGCUCAUCACAAUUCGUGGGACAGUUAACCAAAAUGCCAAAAUGUUCACCAUCAAUCUAACCAAAGGGAAUGACAUUGCCAUGCACUUAAACCCACGCUUUAAUGACCAGGGAAAGAAAACGAUUGUGCGGAACAGUCAGAUAGGCAAUACAUGGGGCAAAGAGGAGAGAGAGCACAAUCACUUCCCCUUCACUCAGGGCCAGCCCUUCGAGAUGAAGAUCAUGUGCACUAACAGUGAGUUCAAGGUGGCAGUGAACAGCUCACACAUCCUGGAGUUCAAACACCGCAUCCGUGACAUCCAAUCCAUCAAACACCUGGUCAUCUAUAAUGAUGUCACCCUCACGUCUGUGGAGAUUGACAAACUAUAAGAUCUAGCAGGGUUGGUUUCAGCCAUUUAAUAGAAUGACCAGAUUAGCCAAAGUCCCUCAGGUUCUAUUUUUAUGGUUCCAGUGACCUUCCAUCAUUGGCUUUCAACAGAAACAUACAGUAGCUUGAGUCUAAAGCUUUAACCCAGUAGUACUACCAUCAUAUUCUGUACUUCUACUAAGAUGGUAUAUUCUCUGUGUGGAAAAAUAUAUUUUCUUAGUCUUUUAAUAAGAGAAAAAAGUCAACAACUUUUAACUUACAAAUUCAUUGGUUUUAAGUCUGAAUAGGUACAUACAUUUGAAUGAAAACCACCUAUAUCCAAUGUUAGACUCAAACAUAUUUUUCUAUUGACUGAUAUUUCUUCCUCCAGAUACAGGGUGAUGUACAGUAUGUGUUUUGAGUGAUUGUUAUUGUUGUAUAACCUUUCCCACUAGGUGGCACAGUUGAGACUAUGUUGAAUGUUUUAGAUCCACAACAAGCCUAGUAUUUGCUGUGGCAAAAUAAACAUUACCUUGGCUACCUAUACCACACAGUAGUAGAUGAAUUUGAAAACACCAAUGCAUAUUACCACUUAACAUAUAGGCUAUUAUUACUUUGCAUUAGUGAAUGAAGGACCAUGUCUGUAAACAUACUGUAUUUUCAAAGCUCUUUCUCCUUAACCCUGCAAUCAUGAGCAAGUUCACUUGUUGGUAAUGUAAUGAUGUCAUGCACUAUCUUUCUGUAGUGUUUCUAUAAGCAGUGAUGAUCUUAUUUCCAUUACCAGCCAUCAGCACUUAACAUGUUUAUUCAGGGAGGAGAGUGUCAAUAUCUGUGAGUGAUAUUACAGUUGACAAUCAUAUCUCAAA